AUGGACCAGUUCCACGACGGGCACCACGUGCGGCUGCGGAACCUCGUGCAGCGCACCUACCUCCACGCCGCCGACGACGGGGUGGGCGUCACGCUCCACGAGCGCCGCGCAUCCAUGAACGCGGCGUGGGCGGUGCACAUCUACCACGGCGGAGACGGCGAUGGCGAUGGCGACGGCCAUCGCCUGCUCCUCCACAGCGCCGCCUACGGCCGCUACCUUGCCGCCGGGGCCAGGCCGGCACGGCUCGGCCACAGAGGCCUUCGCGCGGAGCUGAGCGACUACGACCUUCCGGAGGUGGAGGCCAUCAUGUGGCGGGCCGUCGGGUCGGGCUUCGACUUCGAGGACGACGUCGUCCUGCUCCGCCACGUCGGGGGCCGCUACCUCCGCGCCAACGGCAAGUACCUCCCCUGGAACUCCUCCGGCGUCAGCGUCGACGACGACGACGACGCCAGCCCCAUGAUGUACUGGGUCGUCGAGCCCAUCCCCUUCAGAGAGGCGGGCAUGCCUGCCAUUCCUGGCCCGCUUCCGACUCGCCCAAGAUGCCUCUCCGCCAUAUUCGGUUCUCCCGGACGGCGGAUCCUGUUCGUGGGGGCGCUCGAGAACGGGUUCUACCCCGAGGAGGUCGACGGCUGGCGCCUGUUCUUGUUCAAGGAGAGGUCCGUGUUCCGCCUGAGGGACGACCUGGCGUUCCGCGUCGCUGCCGGCGUGGACGACCCGAACAUCGUCAUGUGCGUCCGAGCGGGCCGCUACGGGAGGCUGACCCCUCUCGUCGUCGACCUGCCCCAUGGCAGCUACGGCGAGACCCUCGAGAUUGUCGUCUUCCUGGCCGGGACCCCUGCCUACGAUGCACUGCGAUACCCGGAUGCCGAUGCAUAG
This is a messenger RNA of Triticum dicoccoides, 876 nucleotides long. RefSeq lists its product as uncharacterized. The coding region runs from base 1 to 876 and encodes 291 amino acids. The transcript has 3 exons. Lineage: Eukaryota; Viridiplantae; Streptophyta; Magnoliopsida; Poales; Poaceae. The record is from RefSeq and is a predicted model, not a curated record.